CGGAUGCAGCGUACAGUAGCUGUCCUUGGCGGUGGGGUGAGCGGCCUGGCUGCCUGCUACUACCUGGCCAGAAGCCCCCAGGCACCCAAGGUCAUUCUCCUAGAAGGGAGCAGCCGUCUCGGAGGCUGGAUCCAUUCCACCCGUGCAGAGGAUGGGAUGAUUUUUGAACACGGGCCCAGAGGGAUCCGUCCUGCUGGAGCAGUGGGGAAAAACACCCUACUUAUGGUCUCUGAGCUUGGCCUGGAGGCAGAUGUCCUUCCUGUCUGUGGUGACCACCCUGCUUCCAAGAACCGAUACCUCUAUGUUGGUGGGUCCCUGCACAAACUCCCUUCUGGCAUUGGGGGCGUUCUCCGGACGGUCCCUCCUUUUACUCGUCCCUUGAUUUGGAGCGGGCUGAAAGAGCUGACGGCCCCCCGCAGCUCCGAGACAGACGAGAGCGUCCACGCCUUCGUGAGGCGCCGCUUUGGCCAAGAGCUGGCCGACAUCGUCAUCGACUGCCUUUGCCGGGGGGUGUUUGCCGGGGACUGUCGGGCGCUGAGCAUGCGCUCCUGCUUCCCAGCAUUGUUCCAGGCGGAGAGGACGCACCGUUCGGUCAUCUUAUGCAUGGUCCUUGGUGGAGGAAAAAGCCUCCCCGUGGACUUUCCGCUGAUCCGCAGGGCCCAGAAGGAGCGCUGGAGCCAAUGGUCGCUGCGCAGCGGCCUGGAGGCCCUGCCGGAAGCCUUGGCAGACUUCUUGAAGCGCCGUGCGGUGGAGAUCCACCGGGAUGCCUCUGUGAAGCAGCUAGAGAGAACCGCCACUGGCCGCUGGCAGAUUGCCCUGGAGGAUGGUGUGGUGGAGGCCGACCAUGUGAUCAGCGCAUUGCCCGCCAAAGCUCUCGCCGCCUCGCUUCCCAGCUGGGCCGAGCCACUGAGCCGAGAGCUGCUGGCCAUCCCCGCGGUGUCCGUGGGGGUCGUGAACCUGCAGUACAAAGGCCAGAUGCUUCCUGUCACGGGCUUUGGACACCUCGUGCCUUCCUUCGAAGACAGUGCCCUCCUGGGCAUCGUUUACGAUUCUGUUGCCUUCCCCGAACAAGAUGGAUCCAGCGGACCUGCUGUCCGACUUACAGUGAUGCUGGGUGGUGCCUGGUUCACACCUAGCCUGGGCAACCCAGACACUGUCUCCGAUGCUACCCUGGUGAGCAGAGCACGGGCAGCCGUGAAGGAACACCUGGGGGUGUCUGCCGAGCCAUCUCACACGAUCGUCAAGGUGCACAAGGCCUGCAUUCCGCAGUAUACCCUCGGUCACUGGAAGCGCAUAGAGACCAUUACUGCUUACCUAGAGGAGCAGAAGCUUCCCCUCAGCCUGGUCGGCGCCUCCUACGAGGGGGUCUCCGUCAAUGACUGCAUCUUCAGUGCCCGGAAGGCCGUGGCCAAGCUUCUCGGCGAACCCUCCUGA
Messenger RNA from Euleptes europaea (tarantolino), 1434 nucleotides. It is a transcript of the gene PPOX, whose product is annotated as protoporphyrinogen oxidase. Gene Ontology annotation, biological process: heme biosynthetic process. Gene Ontology annotation, cellular component: mitochondrial inner membrane. The transcript has 12 exons. The coding region runs from base 4 to 1434 and encodes 476 amino acids. Gene Ontology annotation, molecular function: protoporphyrinogen oxidase activity, oxygen as acceptor. The record is from RefSeq and is a predicted model, not a curated record. Lineage: Eukaryota; Metazoa; Chordata; Lepidosauria; Squamata; Sphaerodactylidae.